AAUGUUCAUUGUUUGCCUUGCUUCUGAAGCAAUUACUUAUUUCUUUCGGUCCUCACUCUAAUAACGGUUUGCUACAUUGCAUAGCCAGCACGUCUGUCCUAUUGUGAUAACGAGAUAUAAUCCUAUUAAAAGCUGGUUAUUUACAUCUUGACUUACAGCAUGUUGUUAGUUCUGAUAUAAUGAAAAUCUAUCAGGGAGAACAGGUUGUAUUAUUGAGUAUGGCGGAAUUAAUGGCACAGUGACUACCAAAGUCUUCAAUUAUUCCUGUCAGAUAAUUAAUAGGUUAUUAAUUAUCGUUUUAACACAGGCUGUUUUAUCACAACUGGAAAAGUUUUAAUUUUAAAACUAGCAAUAUUUUUAGUUUUUAGUUAUUUUAGUGAAUAGUUUCUGGUGAACAUGUUUCUCUCUUCCUCUCGAGGUGUUUAAUGGUGUAGUAAGACAAGUAGCGGGGAAAAGAACACGUAGAUCUGGUGCCGGCGGCCAUAUUCCUCUAAAACACGUCGAAACGGAAACGUCUAAAGAUUUAAAACAUUUCAUGCGCGCUUGCGCAUUAUACAUAACUGUGUGAUUUCAACGUGGGUGAAUAUGUCUGUAUUUUAACACCACAUAAAGACAAUUUACACGAUAGCAUCUUGCAGUUAUGAAACGCCCGCAGUGGAACAUGGUCCUCUUUGUGCUGGGCAUGGCGGCGCUGUGUCGAAGUCAGACGGACAAGGGUCUGACUCUGUUAGAGACCACGGCGGUCAUCAUCGGCCUGCAGCAAUACUUCCGGUCAGGAUGUGUGUUCUUCCUGUAUUCAAAUGUUCGUACAGAUUAUGAGCUACGAGAUGAGCUGAUGCUGGUACGUCUUAGGAAGAGACUAUCUCAGGGCACAGUCACAAGCGCGGCCCUUGACAUUGACACAGGUCAAGCAUUUCUGAAACACCUUCUCUGUCCGAAGAACCGACCUAUCAAUGUUUUAGCAUCAGAUGACCAAAAUGCAAUGCUCUCUCUGAAGAAGAUGGCGAGAGAAGCAGAAUUCUCACGUUCAGUGUGGCUGUUGCUGCUGAAUGUGGGAACAAAUAUCGACACAUUCUUUGCUGAUAUUGACGUGCUGGUUAACAGUGAAGUGUUUGUGACACACCGACCGAAAGAUUAUGUCCAGCUGACAGAAGUGUACCGCGUGCGAAAUGGCUAUCCACUUCAGAAAUAUGAGUUUGGUACUGUCAGUGCUCGGUACGUUUUAAAAACUACAAAUGUAGACUACUAUGAAAGGAGAAGCAACUUGCAGGGACUCAUCAUGGAAGCUCUAACGAUUCACGAUCUCCCAUACGUCUCGCUUUCAUCCAACCCUGAUGGCUCUCACAACAUGACAGGGGGGUUCUUUGGUCUCGUGUGGAAAGACUUUGAGGAGAAACUGAAUUUCAAAACCAACUUUACUUACUUAGAGCCAGGAUUAAACAAGUACGAAGUGGACGGAAGAAAAACGGACCCUUACAACAAGAUGGUGGCCGAUGUGCGCAGAAGGAAAUACGACAUCGCUGUGGCAGCUCUUCACACUGUCAGCGAGCGAGCCAAAAUUGUGGACUACACGUAUCUCAUGCACAGGAGCAAGUUUGUAAUAGUAAUGAAACCGGCUGCCAACGAAGACAUGGCGUGGAACCAUUUCUUCGGACCAUUUCAUCCCUCUCUUUGGUUCGGCUUGAUUGCUUGCAUCUUGGUAAUAGCAGGCUGUCUGUCACUAUUCCACUACGUGGGACAACGCCUGGCCUACCCUGAGUAUGAGACACCGAAACAAUACACUUUCUUGGUGUCCAUUUUCUAUGUGUUCAGCAUGUUCUGUCAACAAGGCCAUGACGUGACACCUAAGUCUUGCGCGUGUCGCUUGGUAUACUGGCUGGGGUACGUAACAGCCGUAGUGGUGCUUGCCGCCUACUCAGCUACUCUGAUCUCGUUCCUGACGAUCCAGAACAAGGAACCCCCCGUCAAGACUCUAGAGGCCCUUGCCAAAGAUCGCUCUUACGAACUGGGAAUGAUGGAAAAGUAUCUCAGGAUUAUCAGAGGUAAUUCAGAACACGGAAUCACAAAAGAAAUAUAUGAAAGCAAGAUCGUACCGGACCCCAAGAAUAUUGUCAACACAAGCUUGGAAGGAUUACAGCGCGUCUGCAACGCCAAGUACGCCUUCUGGACAAGUGUUGAGGCUGUGAAAGAAGUCGGAGAUUCAAUAGACUGCAAUAUCGCCUUUCUAACAUACAGCCACAUUUUAAAUUUAGCUAUGAUAGUCACUUACAACAACCCUUACAGGCGUUUGAUUAAUCAUCAGAUCUCGCUGAUGCAAUCUGGCGGCGUACUGCGCAAACACAAGCUGGACUCGUGGGCGGCCCAUGUGCCCGAGGCCCAUAACACGUGGACCAGCGUUAGUGUUGGGCAGAUAUCGCCACUGUUGACCAUUUUAUCAGGAGGCGUUACUAUUUCUCUGGCGCUCUUACUGGCCGAAACUGCUUUCAGCUGGUGGCAGAAACAAAUUCAGCAACGAAACACAUGGUCAGGACACCUCAGCAAGCAGUUGCAAACACAGCACCUGUUCUUCCGGGUUUAAUGGCAGAGGUCUGUUUUUCACAAAAUGUGGAUGUGCCACUUAAGCAACAGAAACAAGUCCAAGGAUUCACAACGCUCCACAGACUGCAAGGCCAAAAUUGACAUAAAAGUUAAGAAGCUCAACAGAAACACUAAACGGAAGGAUAAAUAUUUGAGAAGGGACCCUCCUUUAAGUGCAGUUAUGCAUUUGGUGCUGAAGCACAACCACCAUGUUCAAUGUGACAGUGUGUUAAAAUAUCUGAGAAUAAGCCAAGAAGUUACAGAAGAGUUUGAAUGCUACUUCAGGGAUGGCCUGACUCCUAUUGAAGCAUGUGAAGUUCAUGAAAUGAAAAUUAAGCUUAAUGGAAAUGCAGACAUUAACCUUGCUGAUGGUUCUCUAAAUCCAUCUUUGAGGAAAGUAUAUCAUCUUUUCCAUAAGUGGAGAAGGGUAACAGCUGCAGGGGCCCAGCCCAUCAAAACUGAUACAUUAAGAGAUCCACUAAAAGAAGCAGUUCAGUGUUUGAAUAACCACAGUACCCAACUGUGCUGAUUUGUAAGUCAAAGAAUAGUCAACAGUACAGCAUUUUGAACUGUUGCAUCAUCCAAGUUAUAAAAAACAAAAAAUUCUGGCAAUAACUGUCUAUUUUCCUUUCAUUAUAAUUUGGGUAUCUGAUACAAGUAGAAAGAAAACUUCAGUAUGUAUGUAUGCAUAAUGAAUAUAUUUCCAAGAGGU
This is a messenger RNA of Cryptotermes secundus, 3289 nucleotides long. RefSeq names its product probable glutamate receptor. The record is from RefSeq and is a predicted model, not a curated record. Gene Ontology annotation, molecular function: glutamate-gated receptor activity. The coding region runs from base 641 to 2578 and encodes 645 amino acids. The transcript is spliced from 11 exons. Lineage: Eukaryota; Metazoa; Arthropoda; Insecta; Blattodea; Kalotermitidae. Gene Ontology annotation, cellular component: membrane.